UAAGCGAGAUUCGCAGUGACUCCGCGUUCGAUCCCGUUGAAGUUUGUUUUUCCCCCGAAAAAACACUCCGUGCCGACUGCGUAGUCGCUUGCCGUGACUUCGAAAGGGACAAGCGCCGAAACAAAAUGAAGUUGACGGUGAGAGCGACAAAGGACAAAUACAACGUCGAAGUGGACGACGAUGCCGACGUAAAGACCCUCAGGGAAAAGGUGUCCGAUGAGGUAAAAGCGCCUGUUGACCAAAUUUGUCUGAUUUUCGCCGGGAAAAUUCUGAAAGACGGAGACCCUGUCACGUUGAAUGGCCUGAAGGAUGGCCUUACGGUGCAUCUGGUCAUCCGGAGUGGCAAUAAACCGGCUUCUGCCGCUCCAACGACAGCUACUAGUGGUUCCUCGACAACGACGUCUGCAGGAAGUGGGACAACCACGAGCCCCAAUCCAGGGAGCGAGAGUAUUCCCAACAUGUUCGGCAUGGGUGGACUCGGUGGUUUGGGAGGUCUCGAAGGUCUUGGCGGACUCGGUGGUCUCGGAGGACUCGGGGGGCUCGGAGGUCUUGGCACGGGAGAGGGUUCCCUCCAAGAGAUGCAACAGCAGAUGAUGAACAACCCAGAAAUGUUGGCUCAACUCAUGAAUAAUCCGUUCAUUCAAUCUGUCCUGUCGAACCCCGAGUACCUGAGAACAUUGAUAGGAGCGAACCCCCAGAUGCAAGAGAUCGUUGAGCGCAACCCCGAAAUCGGCCAUGUAUUGAACAACCCUGAAAUUCUCCGGGAGACCAUGCGAUUGGCUCGAAACCCUGCAGCUUUCCAAGAGAUGAUGAGGAAUCAGGAUCGAGCCAUAUCGAAUUUGGAGAGUAUUCCUGGCGGCUACAACCAGCUCCGCCGCUUGUACACCGAUCUGCAGGAGCCGAUGCUCGACGCUGCGCGGGAGCAAUUCGGAGGGAAUCCGUUCAGUAGUUUGUCAAAUAAUCGAGGAUCGGAUAAUUCGUCGAACACAAAUACAGCACCGUCCACGACGGAAAACCGUGACCCUCUGCCGAAUCCCUGGGCGCCUAGAUCGACAGGUGGAUCUACCGGUACGGGUGGUAGCGGUGCCAACACUGCAGGGUCAACUCCGUCGGCUCCGGGCUUGGGCUCGAUAAUGAAUCAGCCCGGGAUCCAGUCUCUGAUGACGCAAUUGCAAUCCAACCCCGAAAUGAUGCAAAACAUGAUGUCGUCACCAUAUAUGGAAGCCAUGAUGCAGUCUCUGGCAUCGAACCCACAGGUUGCGGAUCAGCUCAUCGCGAGCAAUCCCCUAUUCGCCAAUAAUCCCGCGAUCCAGGAGCAGAUGCGACAGAACCUUCCGCAGAUCCUCGAACAGAUGCAAAACCCUCAAAUGCGCCAGCUGCUCGCCAACCCACAAGCUCUGGACGCCAUUCGGAGGAUCCAGGACGGUAUGUCCGAGCUCAGCCGGAUCGCCCCGAAUGUUUUCGGUGGGCAAGGCCCCCUGGCCGGAUCCGGGAUCGGCACGACCACGGCUGCACCGAACACGACGGGAACCACGACUACUACCACCUCGAACAGCACGGCACCCAAUCCACCGCUCGGCGGAGAUUCCGAGGCAUUGGGAAGCCUCAUGGCGAAUCUACUCCAGGGUGGCUUGGGUAGGGCACCGACCGACGGAAGUCUGGGUACCGGUCUUGGCAAUCUUGGCGCUCAACCUCCCGAGGAGCGUUACAGAGCUCAACUAGAACAGCUGACAGCCAUGGGUUUCGUGAAUCGAGAAGCGAACAUUCGAGCUUUGGUGGCCUCGUUCGGCGAUGUUAACGGUGCCAUUGAAAGACUCCUCCAGUCGCAGUGAACAAAUUUACUCAAGAGGAAACAAGUGACAAAAUCAAACAGAAGAUACAGUAUAAUAAAUCAACAGUACCAUAA
Molecule: messenger RNA, 1906 nt
Organism: Galendromus occidentalis (western predatory mite)
Lineage: Eukaryota; Metazoa; Arthropoda; Arachnida; Mesostigmata; Phytoseiidae
Gene: Ubqn
Product: ubiquilin
Exons: 1
Coding region: 126-1832 (568 amino acids)
Biological process (GO): ubiquitin-dependent protein catabolic process
Cellular component (GO): cytosol
Molecular function (GO): polyubiquitin modification-dependent protein binding
Source: RefSeq, a predicted model, not a curated record